AGUAAGAAGAUCAUUUAUUACCCGGAGAAGUAGGUACCAACAUUGCUCGCCUUUUGUCCAUCUCCAACUAUCUGUGGAUUCUUUGAUGCUCGUAUCCCGAAUUCAUGUCUCGUGGAAACCGAUGGGCGCGGAGUCUGAUUCUUCUGGUCAUUUUGCCGCAUUUGUGCAUCGAAAUCUACUGUUCGAAGCCGGACCCUUUCGCAGCUAAGAAGAAGCGGAUGAGUGAGAAAGUUCGUCAAAUGUUCUAUCAUGGCUACGACAACUACAUGAUGCAUGCAUUCCCUCAUGAUGAAUUAAAGCCUUUGACAAAAACAUUCACAAAUUCUUUAAGUGAGCUUGGAAAUUUGAAGCUUGAACAUCUGUCAGAAAAGUAUAAUGGAUCAGCUCUUACCCUUAUCGAGUCGCUGUCCAGCCUAGCAAUCUUGGGAAAUCAUACUGAAUUUGAAAAGGGGGUUCUUUGGCUAUCUGAAAAUCUAACAUUUGAUGUUGAUGCAAGGGUGAAUCUUUUUGAGUGCAACAUAAGAGUACUAGGAGGGCUUGUUUCUGCUCAUAUUCUUGCGACUGAUUCUACAAACAGGUUAACUAAAGGAACAUACAAAAGUCAGCUUCUUAACCUUGCUACGGAGUUGGGAGAGAGGUUUUUACCUGCUUUCAAUACCCCCACUGGACUGCCUUAUGCGUGGAUAAACUUGAAGUAUGGUGUGAUGGAGAACGAAACAACUGAGACAAGUACUUCUGGUUGCGGUUCUCUUAUUCUUGAAAUGGGAGCACUGUCACGUUUGACUGGUGAUCCUAGAUUUGAGUUUGCUGCUUUGCGUGCUCUUCGCAAGCUAUGGAGUAUGAGGAGCUCUCUAAAUCUUUUGGGAACAAUACUUGAUGUAGAAACUGGGGAGUGGAUUGAGUACUCUUCUGGAAUUGGGGCUGGAGUUGAUUCAUUUUAUGAAUAUGUACUAAAAGCGCACCUUUUGUUUGGAAGAGAAGAAAUGUGGAGGAUGUUUCAAUUGGCUUAUAUUGCCGUCCAGAAAUACUUUAGAUACGGCACUUGGUAUCAUGAUUCUGACAUGAGAACAGGAAGAGCAACAUACUGGCAGCUUACGAGCCUACAAGCAUUCUGGCCAGGUCUUCAGGUUCUUGUCGGGGAUGUGACUGCAGCUAACUCAUCGCAUCGGGAAUUUUACCAUGUAUGGCAGAAAUUUGGACUUCUACCAGAAAGGUACCUCCUGGAUCAUCAAAUGGUGCAUCCUACGGAGCGAUACUAUCCAUUGCGCCCAGAGUUAUCAGAAUCAACAUUUUAUUUAUAUCAAGCAACCAAAGAUCCAUGGUAUCUAGAAGUGGGUGAAGCUAUUGUGGAUUCACUUAAUUUGCACACUAGAGUUGAAGGUGGCUUUGCUAGCGUCAGAGAUGUCACAACUAUGGAGUUGGAGGAUCAUCAGCAUAGUUUCUUCCUCUCUGAGACUUGCAAAUACUUGUUUCUUCUCUACGAUGAUUCAUUUUUGGUCAAUAAGAAUUAUGUAUUCACAACAGAAGGCCACCCACUGCCCAUCUUACAUUCUUGGCACGAGAGACUUCCUGAAGCUUAUAUUCCCAGUAAUUGGACUUCCAUCAAGGGCGAAGAACCUAAACGAGCUAGUGCAAUGUCCAUGCAAAUAUGUCCAGCAUCUAUGCACAACUGCAUUCACGGGAAUGUGCAGCUGGAGAGUGUUUGCCAUAUCCCGGAUGCUCGUGAUGACCACAGAUGUUUGAGCGAUGAAGACUGUGGUGUUGAUUCAACUUCUUGCAGGCGGAGAUUGUGUAGCAUGGCUGGGUACUGCGGUCAGUGGCGGUAUCAUUAGCAGGGAUGUUUGUGGAGGAAUAGGUGUAAUUUAUUCUUGCUGAAAAUUCAUUUUUGUUGCAGGAAAUAAUGACAUGCCCAUCAACCAAAAUUUCAUAGUCAGACAAUCUCACAUUCUGUUGUAUAUUAUUUAUUCAUUCAGGACAAAUUUCUGGAUGAGUAAAGGCAAAAAGAUUAUUCUAAAGACACAGGUUCUAGUCUUUGUGUUAGAUCAUGUUUCAGGUUGUGCUUUUGCUAGUU
Molecule: messenger RNA, 2071 nt
Organism: Andrographis paniculata
Lineage: Eukaryota; Viridiplantae; Streptophyta; Magnoliopsida; Lamiales; Acanthaceae
Product: alpha-mannosidase I MNS5
Exons: 15
Coding region: 105-1832 (575 amino acids)
Biological process (GO): carbohydrate metabolic process; mannose trimming involved in glycoprotein ERAD pathway; endoplasmic reticulum mannose trimming
Cellular component (GO): membrane; endoplasmic reticulum
Molecular function (GO): mannosyl-oligosaccharide 1,2-alpha-mannosidase activity; calcium ion binding
Source: RefSeq, a predicted model, not a curated record